AUGGAUCUUCAACACAAUAAUUUAGCCAAUACCUUAAAAAACUUUAUAUUCCAUUUUGUUCUUUUUAGUUUUAUUCUUUCAUUAUUAUAUAAUUUUACUGUUUAUGGACAAUUACAAUAUCGUAAUAUAUAUUCGAGUAGCAGAAAUGAUCUACCUGGUUAUAACGAUGUGAGAUCAACUUAUGAUGGUAGUCUCUCAGUUAUGCUCAAGGACAAUGACAAUCAGUACAAAUCCAUUCAUACACUAUUACCAAACGGAUCUACAAUAGAUAUCGACCUUAAGUUUUUGCGUAAAAAUGUGACAAGAAUAUUUCCUUUAACUAUGCAAUAUUAUUUUCUACUUUAUGAUCAAAAUUUUGAUGGCAGCAUGCAAGUUACUGGGAUAGUUUUAGACUACAACAAAAAAAUUUUAAAAGAUAAUCUUUUUGUAGCAAAUGGAACUACUAAUAAAUAUAACGGAAUUACUUUGAAUCUUAUCAUGGAUACUCAAUUGUCAUCCUUCUUAAUCUAUAACAUAAAUAAAGCAUUAGUUUAUUGGAUCACAUAUAACUUACCGCAAAUAAGUGAUCCAAAUAUCUACGCAACAAAUUAUGGUAAUUUUAACUUGGAUACCUUUAGCUUUAAAACUGUAUUUCCAAUGAUUGAUGGAAAUUAUGGGUUUAUUAUUGAAAAUCAAGAACAUAUGACCAUUUUGAAUGAAUCUAUGACAAAUAUAUUCAUAUAUUAUAAGUAUUUAAAUUCAAAAACUAGUAAAAUUUCCGAAAAUUCUUUACUUUAUCAUGCAAGAAAUGUUAGUGAAAUAUCAAACAUUUCAUGCUCGUCAGAUUAUAGUGAAUAUGGAAAUGUAUGCAUGAUUACUGAACCAACUGAAAAAUUUGCCAAUUAUACACUGUUUAUGAUAUAUCAAAUAAAUUUUUUAUCAUCUGGUUCCGUAAUUAAAUUUACCACAAUAAAAAAUAAUACAAAUAAUAACGAUUUAUAUUUUGAUAUUCAUCCUUCAUUUUUUGGUGGAUCGAUUGUAACUAGUUGGACAUCGACGCCUCAAACACGUACAAAAAUUCCCAGCGUAAUACCGAUAAGUCCAUCAAAUAAUUAUGCAGAUAUGACUGGAAGUGUUAUUAUGCUUAAUGGCACUGAAAUAACAUGGAGCUUAACUCAAUUGAAUCAAUUUAACCAGAGCAAAUCAGUCUUUCAGGGUGCAGUGUUUGAUUUAAUGAAAAAUAAUACAUAUAUAUUAUAUGUAAGGUAUUCUGCAAAUGAAUGGGAUAUUUUUAGUAUGGAUUUGCCAAAGUCUAGAAAUGAUAGGGGCUAUGACAAUCCGAAUAUUAUUUCAACUUAUCCCAAAAUCAACGAUAAUACUAUUAUACCAGAAAGUAUCCAUAAUAUCAACAUAAUUUUUUCGAGCAACAUUUCUAUGUCCUUGAAUAAUAUUACCAUUUAUCAACUUGAUACGAGCAACAAUCAAUUAAAUUUCAGAAAAUUUUAUUCUGGGAAUUCAGAUUGUUAUAUUUCAUUUAGUAGAAAUCUUUCUUGUAGUGUCACUUCAAGUAUUUUUAACCAAUGGAAUACCACAUACGUAAUUGUGAUGGAUAAUAACUUUGUUAUGUUUUCCGCAACAAAUGAGCCUAUGUAUGGUAUUGAAGCAUAUCGAUGGAAUUUUACAACAAUUCCAUGUGAUUCGAAAAGUAAUAAAGAAUUAUAUUCAGGUACUAUACGAUUAACUCUUAAAGAUAAUAUAAAAAAUGAUUCAUUAUCAGAAAUUUUUGGCAAUGUGACAAGAGAACUUGUAGAAAGUAUUCCUAUAAAUCCACCAAAUAGACUACAGUAUACAAAUCGAUAUCAAUAUCAAUAUGAUUCAUCAACAUCACUUCCUCAAUAUACAAUACAAUUAAAAAUUUUACCAACUCAAGAUCCUUGUCAAGCUAGCACUUCUCAAAUCAUUAACAAUUUAAAUGAAUUAAUAAAUGAUACAAAUUCGUUAAUAUAUAAAAAUAAUUACACAAAAUAUUUGAACUCAUCAUACGGAUUUAGGGUGAACAUAAAUUUUUGGGAUGAUAUUAAAUUCAAAUUACUUGGAUUGUUAAUUGGAUCCAUAAUUCUAGGCCUUGUUAUAUUAUGUGCCAGUCGUAAAUAUCCGGAGGGACAAAACUUUAUGAUAUUUAGCGCAGCAAUUAUCUUGCUUGACUUAGUUAUGGAUAUUUUGUUUAUUGUAAAAAAUGGAAAAGAAGUUUCACAACUGGAUCUUUAUAUUCCCAGUAAAUCUCCAAAUCCUUCACAAUAUCCACCACCACAACACGAGAAUCUCAAUACUAAAUUAGUUAUUGGAAUUAUUAUCAGUACAUUGGUUGGAAUUUUAUCUCUUAUGCUUUUAUUGUAUAAG
Dentiscutata heterogama is the source of this 2379-nucleotide messenger RNA. The record is from the annotation of a GenBank genome assembly. NCBI's taxonomy places the organism in Eukaryota, Fungi, Glomeromycota, Glomeromycetes, Diversisporales, Gigasporaceae.